Molecule: messenger RNA, 624 nt
Organism: Rhinocladiella mackenziei CBS 650.93
Lineage: Eukaryota; Fungi; Ascomycota; Eurotiomycetes; Chaetothyriales; Herpotrichiellaceae
Exons: 1
Coding region: 1-624 (207 amino acids)
Source: RefSeq, a predicted model, not a curated record
AUGAAGUCACUCGCCGCUUUCGCCAUACUGGCUGGCGCUGUCGUCGCCUACCCAGGAGAAGUUCUACGCAAGCGUGCUCUGACCGAACGAGAUGGCUGUCCUCGCGACCUCGAACCCGGCCAAUUCGAAUUCCCUCACUACAUCACUCAGAUCUCCCAAUCUCAGCCCGACAAAGCUUUCGGACCUCAAUACAAUGGCGUCUUCACACCCAAUGACAUCGCCUCCAUCUUUAGCUUUGAUAUCCCCGCCUCACGCGCCGACGCCAACUGUACUCUCGAAUUCAUCUUCCCCUUGAAAUCACAGCUGAAGACUUCUAACUUCGAAUACGAGGGCAGCGGCUCUUUCUUCUUCACCGGCUAUAACCCAGGCAGCUGUCCUGGACCUGAGACCACCUGGAACAACCAGCCUGCUCCGGGCCCAUUCCCGCCUUUCCCGCCCAUCCAUAUGGAGCCAGGUAAUGCUUAUACCAUCGACGUCGGCCCAUGCUUUGUCGGUGCCGGUACUUGCGUUGCUGGCAUGACCACUACCAACGAUACCAACUUCUGGUUCUUCCAAGACCAGGACGAGUGCCCUAUUGGCAUCUACACCGCCUACGAGUAUGGCCUGCCUCCUCCCAGCAAAUAA